Molecule: messenger RNA, 2737 nt
Organism: Parnassius mnemosyne (clouded apollo)
Lineage: Eukaryota; Metazoa; Arthropoda; Insecta; Lepidoptera; Papilionidae
Source: the annotation of a GenBank genome assembly
GUUAGAAAAAAUCUUAGAAGAGAACGAUCAUGUUGUUGUUUUCUUCUAUAGGGAAGGUGAUAAAAAAUCUCAAAAAAUAUUGAGUGAAUUAGAGAACAUUGACGAUGAGUGUGAAGAGAAAAAUAUUGAUUUCAUCAAAACAUCUGACGAGGGCGUCGAUAAAGAAUAUGACCUUCCAGACUUACCAGCCUUGGCAUUUUAUCGCCACAAAUUCAGAACAAUUUACGAUGGUGAUUUGAUGCAUGAAGAGGCCAUUCUGAAAUGGGUAUUAGAGCUUCAUGAUUCUCAACCAGAUGUUAUUGAGAGUGUCGAUAGAAAAACGCUUAAAGAUCUCAUUAAUGACGUGGAACAUCUUGCCGUAUUCUUUUAUAAUGAAGAUUGUGACACUUGUGAUGAUGUUUUAGAAGAAUUGGAAACAAUCGAUGACGAUACUGAUAAACAUGGUAUUCAGUUUGUAAAAUCGAAAGAUUCAAAAUUGGCAUCUGACAUUGGCAUUUUCAGUUUUCCAGCAUUAGUUUACUAUGAAACUGGUGUACCCAUCAUGUAUGAUGGUGAUUUAAAGAAUGAAAAUAAAGUUCUCCAGUGGCUUGUAGAUCAAAAAAUUACUAAUGCCUGCAGGUGAAGAUAGCCACCGAAAAAAUUAUACUACUAAUUCUAAAUCAAUGGCCAAUGCAGAUGGUGAUAAAGCCUCACGUCUUAUGCAAAAUAAACGCAAUACAAAUAGUAUAAAAAUUAAUUCACGGAAAGAGUCAGAUUGGAAGCCCGGAAAUAAACCAAAAGUAUCAUUGCAAACAAAAAAUAAACGACAGAAAGAUGAUGAUGAUGAUGAAGAAGGUGAUGAUGACGAUUAUGAUAAAAGUAUCGAAGAUCACUACAAUUCAAAUGACGAUAAUGGUGAUAAAGAUGAUGAUGAUGAUGAUGAAAUAUUUGACGAUAAUGACGUAGACAAUGACAUUGACAAUAUUGACGAUGACGACAAUGAUGAUGAAAGUGAUGAUGAUGAUGAUGAUAAUGAAAACGAUGAUUAUGAAGAUGAUGAUGAAUUAGACAGGAGAAUUGAUAUUGAAGAUGAUGAAGAAGAAGAAAAUGAAGGAUUUAGUUAUAUUGGUAGAAUAAAACAAGUUUCAACAGGUAAAUUGGUAGUUUUGGACCCUUACGAGAUGACCCUGCAUAGAGGCACCGAUGUACCCCAGUCACACAUCUGCAUGGUCGAGAAAUGGAUCCCGCAUUGGUCCUUAGUAGCUAUCGCCUGCAGUCAUUCGCGAACGCUUACCAAAUUAAAUGUUUUAGUUCUUAUACUAACAUAAUUUUUAGAAUUAAUAGCGCGCAUAACAAAUAGGCGCAUAAAUUACAAAUAUGCACAGUAUUAACUCUCAGUUAACUAUUACUGUAUUCUCGAAUUUUACGGGUUAUAAACAACAAAUUUUUACUGACUGCAGGCGAUCGCUGUUUCUACAUUGGAUUGGGGGCGAAACCGGCUGUCCCUAAAAUCACUUACGAACCCUACCAGUGCUGUCCUACUAAAGUACAGAGCCCGACAAAAGUAGCCAAAGCGACGCCAACCAAGGUCCCGCCAAAGAAACUCGAGAAGAAGCAACCCACGUUGGAAAAACCCACUAAGGGUAAAAAUAAGGCUCUCGCAGCUAAACCAGACAGACCAUCCAAAGGAAAAAAAGGUUUAUUCGGCUCUGACAAUGUUUGGUGGUGGUAAACAAUUAUUGUUGGAACCAUUAGUAUAGAUGAUGUUGUUACCGGAUGUGUACAUGUAUGGUAUCAAGUAGACACGAUUUUUUACCGUCAAGUUUCUUUCUAUUCUAUAGUCGAAAAUAUUACUUUGGUCUUAAUUACACCGUCAAACUAAUUCUUGUUUCUAACUUUAUAAUAAUCUAUUUUUCACUGAUUUCGUGUCUCUUGAUCCUUGCUUUACAUCUAACAGGGUUGUAUGUUGUAAUAAUAAUACGUUUUACGAGAACUUUUUUCACCAAAUUACAAUAAGGUUUUUGUUUUUAAUUAUACACUUAUUUACGAUGACAACCCACUCAGAUUUAAAACAAAGUAUUAUGCUCUUGAUAUUAAUAAAAAAGCAAGAGAGUUUAAGGAACUAAAUAUUGGAAUUUGUGGGACUUUAUCAUAACCAGGUGUACAAAUCUUUAUUUUGACAGUAAUAAAAUUUAAUUCCAAUAUUUAAAUCCUGAUAGCAAACAACGUCAAAAUAUAGGCAUUUUUUUGUAUUCACAUUGCCGUAUCAUCUUGAAAGACUUAUUGUUGUAAGUAUUUCACAUUCAUCUAGUUUUCUAGUCUUCAUGGAUUUUCAUUAUUCUAUAAUUCAUUUGGAAUACAACUAUUUAUUACUAGAUUUAAAACUUUUAAUAUAUCACAUUAUUAGAUGGGAACGAACAAAACUGAAAACAAACGCAAUUUCUAAUUUGUGUCAUGUUUCUUGAUACUGAUUGUAUUUAAAAUAUUUAAUUUCAAUACAGCAUAAGAGCAUGCUACGAGGUGUUAGAUAAAUGAGUGCGAAAAUUAAUUGUUUUUAUAAUAAAUAAAUGAUCUCGCACGAACUACGCUCAUAUUUAUUUGCUAGUAUAAGCUCUAACAAGGCUGGCGUUGUAAAACAAAUUACGAUAGAUUGUAUUGUUUGAAUUAAGCAUGGAUAUUUUAUAAUAUAUCUGUUACAAUUUAUUGUUGAAAUGGCGCUGAUACAAUAUUUUUGUUAAAUAAAUACAAUUUUCUAUUA